CAGAGGAGAGAGAAAGUGCCUCCUCUCGCCAUUGCGAUUAACUGUCUCGGUGUUGAAUCGAUGUCGGUGUACAUGCUGCUCUAACAGGAGGCUUUAGGAGUGGCGGAGAAGCGUGGGAUUUAACUUCACACACGGACAAACCUAUGCUUGGAUUUCGGCUCUUUUUCCCUUCGCCAAUGCCAAAGGAAAUAUGCAGCGAAGCUUCACCAUUCUCUACACCAGUUUACUGGGGAUGUGCUUGGGAUCAAGCUCAAGUUUUCCAAGUAACAUCAAUAUAGGAGGAUUGUUCCCAAUCGAAUCGCACGAAUAUGAGGUAUUUCGUUUCGCCCUCUCUCACCACCAGGAUAUCCCCAAACUGGUGCCGCAGGUGGAUAUGGUCAAGAUGGGGAAUAGCUUCUCCAUGACAUAUGCCUUUUGUUCCCAGUUCUCCAAAGGUGUGUAUGCCAUCAUCGGCCUGUAUGACAGGAAGACAGUCAACAUGCUCAUGUCCUUCUGCGGGGCGCUGCAUGUCUGCUUCGUCACGCCGUCCUUCCCCAUCGAGACGGCCAACCAGUUUGUCAUCCAGCUGAGGCCCGAGCUCCAGGACGCUCUGGUGGGAGUGAUCGACCACUACGGAUGGACCAAGUUUGUCUACAUGUACAGUUCGGACUCAGGCCUGUCAGUGCUGCAGAAGGUUUUGGACACAGCAGCGGAGAGGAACUGGCUUGUGACCUCUGUCAAUGUUGAGACCAUGACAGAGGCCUCCUUCUUGAAAGUGUUUCAGGAUUUGGACAAGAGGAAGGAAGGCCAAAUUAUCAUCGAUUGUGAGACCGAGAGGCUCACUGGCAUCCUCAAAAAGAUUGUUGAACAAGGCAAGAAUGCAAAGAGCUACCACUACAUCCUGGCUAACCUGGGUUUCCUGGACAUCAACCUGACAGACCUGAGGAAGGGUGGAGCGAACAUCACCGGCUUCCAGCUCGUCAACAACUCUGAGCCCGGCGUCAGCCGUGUCGUCCAGCAGUGGAUGGAGUUUGACAACAAAGACUCCAAAGUGCCCAAGAGUGGACUCAAAUACACAGGCGCUCUAACAUAUGACGGGGUGAAGGUCAUGUCCACGGCCUUCCAGAACUUAAGGAGACAGAGGAUAGACAUCUCUCGAAGGGGCAACGCUGGAGAGUGUCUUGCCAACCCACCAGCUCCCUGGGGACAGGGCAUAGACAUCCAGAGAGCCUUGCAGCAGGUCCGUAUAGAUGGAUUGACUGGUCACAUUCAGUUCAAUGAGAAAGGCCGCAGAACCAACUACACUGUUAGCAUCAUGGAACUGGCCCCCUCUGGACCAAAGAAGGUUGGCUACUGGAACGAGGAUGAAAAGUAUGUGACUACCGCCAGCUUCGUGAGAGGCAGCAACGAGACUUACGGCCUGCAGAACAGGACUUACAUAGUCACCACUAUCUUGGAGUCUCCGUAUGUAAUGCUAAAGAAGAACCACGAGCAGCUUGCGGGAAAUGACAAGUAUGAGGGCUACAUUGUUGAGCUGGCGGCAGAGAUAGCCAAACAUGUGGGCUACCAGUACAAACUGAAGGUGGUUUCAGAUGGCAAAUAUGGAGCCAGAGAUCCUGAAAUCAAGAUGUGGAACGGCAUGGUGGGAGAACUGGUGUACGGGAAAGCUGAUGUGGCUGUGGCUCCUCUGACCAUCACCCUGGUACGUGAAGAAGUGAUCGACUUCUCCAAGCCCUUCAUGUCCCUGGGUAUCUCCAUUAUGAUCAAGAAACCCACCAAAUCCAAACCUGGCGUGUUUUCAUUCCUGGACCCUCUGGCUUACGAGAUCUGGAUGUGCAUUGUGUUUGCCUACAUUGGCGUCAGCGUUGUCCUGUUCCUUGUCAGUCGAUUCAGCCCGUAUGAGUGGCACGCCGAGGACUACGAGGAUGGUGGUGAGCCGCAGUCUCCCACCCAAGCAUCAGCCUCCAACGGGGUGCAGCAGGCCCAGGCACCAACGCAGCAGAACACCAACCAGCAGAGUCCUGAGCAGACCAAUGAGUUCGGCAUUUUCAACUCUCUUUGGUUCUCACUGGGGGCCUUCAUGCAGCAGGGCUGCGAUAUCUCACCACGCUCUCUGUCUGGCCGCAUUGUUGGGGGCGUCUGGUGGUUCUUCACCCUCAUCAUCAUCUCAUCAUAUACUGCCAACUUGGCUGCCUUCCUGACAGUGGAGAGGAUGGUGUCUCCUAUUGAGAGUGCUGAGGACUUGGCCAAGCAGACGGAGAUCGCCUAUGGAACACUGGAUGCCGGCUCCACCAAAGAAUUCUUCAGGAGGUCGAAGAUUGCCGUGUUUGAGAAGAUGUGGUCGUACAUGAAGGCGGCCGACCCGUCCGUGUUUGUCAAGACGACAGAUGAGGGCGUGAUGAGAGUCAGGAAGUCUAAGGGCAAGUAUGCCUACCUGUUGGAGUCCACAAUGAACGAGUACAUAGAGCAGAGGAAACCGUGCGAUACUAUGAAGGUGGGAGGAAACCUUGACUCUAAAGGUUAUGGCAUCGCCACACCCAAGGGCUCCCCUCUCAGAAACCCAGUAAACCUGGCAGUGUUAAAACUGAACGAGCAGGGCCUCUUGGACAAAUUGAAAAACAAGUGGUGGUACGACAAGGGAGAGUGCGGCAGCGGGGGCGGGGACUCCAAGGACAAGACGAGCGCUCUAAGCCUCAGCAAUGUGGCAGGAGUCUUCUACAUCCUGAUCGGCGGCCUGGGCCUGGCCAUGCUGGUGGCGUUGGUGGAGUUCUGCUACAAGUCCAGGACCGAGUCGCGCCGAAUGAAGCAAUCCAUCAACGACGCCAUGCGCUGCUCCACCCUGACCAGGAUGAGUGGCAACGGGAGUGGCGGCGAGAACGGACGAAUUCUCACCCACGAUUUCCCCAAGACCGUUCAGACGCUGCCCUGUAUGAGCCACACCGCCAGCAUGGGACUGGGUGCCUCCGGCAUGUGAUCCUCACAUGACUGUGCUGGCGGCGAGGAAUAGGCAGGGUGGGGCAGAAGAAGAACACAAGACUCUAAAUGAGCUCAAAAAUCAUGGCCGUCUGGUUUGACCCAUCUAUCCUCCUGGCUGUUGCCGCGCCCGACUUAACCUACUGCCAAAAUGCACUCUCGAACCGCUCAUUACAAACUACGAUCAGAGACUCGCCACAUUUUUUUUAAUAAGUGGAUGUUUGAAAAAGAGAUAAGGAGAAAAAAAUAAGGGAAAUGUGCUGCAAUAAAGAAGUCGUCAACGGGGCGUGUUUUUUGAAUUUUUUACAGUGUUCAUUUGUGUGAGGAAAAAAGAACUUUAUUCUUUAGUGUGACGCCUGCGCUGUGCCAUUUCAAUGGAGAUGUUGACGUUAGUCUGCGUGUGCAAUAUCUUCAUCUCCACUGCUGACCUUGUGCUACCUAGAUGCUUUCUGAUGGCUGAUGGAACGUGUCUUUGCACAGACGUGGCAGAGGAGGACAAACUCUUGUGACUGCCGCGAUGAUUUGAUAUUGUUUUUGGGACAUUCCCGCCGCUCUCUUUCCCUCCCACAUUUACACGCCAUUUUGGAAGAACAAAGUGCUUUGUGUAGCAUAGCCAGUUUUUAUGAUAUAGUACAGGGUUUACACUGUUGUAAUAGCACAAAGAGCUUUGUCACAAGUUUGACUUCUCCUCGACUGAAGAUUAGCGCUGUUUAAAUCAGCGUUUGACCAGGAUACGACAAACAUGCAUUGCUGCUACACCUCAUUUAACACAUCAUGCCUUGUCUUUGUGCCAUAUGACCAUCCUCACAAAUGCACACAUAUACACUAAACACUUGUUGCUGCCGGGUCAUUUGUUUGACUGACAGAUAGGUAGAGUUUAACUAUUUAAAGACGACAAUAACGUUCAGAGGGCAGAUUCAGAAAUGCUCACUAUGACCUGAUAAAGGUUAUAAAAUAGAGAAAACACACUGACACAUUACGCUGUGGCUAUGUACAGUACUGAGUGACCUUACACUGUAUUCUACUGUUGUGACAUUCAUAGCAUAUCCAUUGAUAUACUGGGGAGUCUAUUUGCAGCACACGUUGAAGAACAAAGAUUGGCAGAUUCAGAUAUCUGUUGUUGCAAACUAUUGUUGCAGCUGCACAUUUCACUCCACUCCUGUGAUGUAUUUUCAGCUAUAUUCAGUUAUAAUGAUAUGGGCAGCGCAGCUUUUCGCUCUCAAUUUAUCCCCUGCAGAUCAUGCGUGGCCUAUAAAAGGAAAGUUGGCCUCCUCUAGCUAAUUCAGGAAGGAGGCAGGUUUGAAACAUGUGGUGUGACUGACAGGUUCACAGUCACCUUUAUUCGUGUUUGUUGGAAGUCAAGGUUGCGGUGGUCCCCGCGCUGCUCGGCUGUAGAGUUCUCCCUUUUCAGAUCGUGUCAAGUUAACAGAAAUCAGAGUGGCAGGCUCCAAACAGCCGAGGGCAGAGAUGACAAAGGGCAGACUGCCUGGGUUCAGCAUGUAGGCCUUAAACAAAAGUUCCACCUGAAAACACAACAUUACUAUUGGUGAUGUACUUUGCAUUCCUUGGCCCGUUUUGUCAGUUAGUGCUGUAUUUUAUAUUCCCAUCAGUGGCAGAAAACAGACUUUAGAUCAUGUUGUGCGGACAAUUCAAAAGGACAGAAAAAGAAUGAGGCUGGCAUGAUUAUAUAUUUUUCUUAUUGGCAACAAAUCCCUUGAAAGGACACGACAACAAUACGUUGGAUGUCAUCUAUUUCUGUCAAGCAAGGAGGAUUUAGCAUUAUUUGACACAAAAUGCGAUGACAGUUGUUGGGUUGUUUGCCGUCAAUCAAAGCGGAUCAAACCGCACCCACGCAAUCCUGAUAAGCUGAUUAGUUUUUUGAGUGUUAAAUUCUUAACGAACAUUUUCUGGACUUCAACAGUGACUGCAUUUCUUAAUGAAUAUGCAAUGUUUUGAGGGGAUUUAAUACUUUCUUAUCUGCCUACCCUGUCUGUAACACUCUAAGUCCAUUGAUUCCUACAGAAGGCGUACAUACUAAAAACAGCACAUAAAUCUCGAAAUAUGCUCAUUAUUUUUAUAAAUUGACUGGGCACUGUAGUUUUUCGCAAAUGUUAGUCAAACAGGAGUAAAUAGAGCAUUUGUUAGGGACUAUUUUCAGCAGCGGAUUAAUACACAUUUGGUGCGCUAGUGACUAUAUACUGUAUAUGUAUAUACGUAGCAGCCUGGGGUGUGGGAUUUACUCAAAAUUAACUAUAGUGCCCAUUUUCAUAAGGUUAUGAAGGAAAAUGUCAGUGCAGCCAUGUGGCUCAAUGAUAUGUGUUGAAUAAUCAUUGAUAGCAAAGGAUUAACUACACAGACAGUUUGUAAGAUCAAUUCAUUGAUGGUUUCAGUCUUUCCAUGGGAAAAAUAUUGAAUGUUGCCAGCCUUAUCCUUUAAACCCAACAAUCUUACAGGUGAAAACUGUCCAAACUGAAAGGAAACUAAUAACAGUUGAUUACAAAGCAUCACAGCUUGAGGCUCUGUAAAGGGUACGUUCUGUACCUUCUUCCAACACAAGCAUCUUUUUCCUCUGACCAAUUACUUUCCACCGACACAAAUAUUCCACUGCAGAGCUCAUUUCAGCUUCACGGUUGAUGAGGAAUAAUGUAGAAUAUAGGAAAUAAUGAAACUGCAGUAAUUCAUCACAACAUAAGUCCUGCAAUGCACUGAACAUCAUCAACACCACCACACAUGGUCGAUAUCUAUGAGUCCAACAGUGUCCGAAGGUUUGACUUUACUUUAAGGUGAUUUUGCCAGAGGUCAGUUUGAGAUUAUGUACCACACUUUAACUGACCUCUGGUUUCACAGCAGAGGCCAAGCGCCUGUACAAAGGCAGCACUUCCCCCCCCCCCUCCCCACCUGCUUCCACUGCUGGUCGAGUCUCUGCUUCAAAAAAAAAUAAUAUGGUACCAAAUCUAAUGUAUGACCUCUCUUUCUCUAAAUUGUCAUACAAGCAAGAAAAAUGGGCAGUCAGAGUUUACUGAAAUCAUACAUAUCUCCACCUAUUAUGUAUAUAAAAGGCUUUUCUCUUCCCCCCAGUGAAAAUGUUUGUUCUGCUCCCAAUCAUGCCUCAGUGUACCUGAAUUAGUUACCUACCGCGUGAGUACUUUUCCUUUCUCCCCUUAUAUUUGAGUCUUCUUUUGCUGAUGUUGUAUUAAUUAGAACACGGCACAGCUCUCUCCAGUGGAGGCUUUACCUUCAGACAGAUGUUUUAUAUGCCAUAACAGAUUUGUAAAAAAAAAAAGAAAAAGAAGAAAAAGAAGACACUUAAUGUUUGUAUCAUAAAGGAGAGUCGGGGUGCCGGGAAAGUGUUAUACACUUUGAAGGGUGUAAAAAAUGAAACACACUGAUGUUGAAUAAUCUGUAGACGCUAAUGUUGUUUUAAGCCAGUUUUGAGUUCAUUCCAUUUUAUUUUGUUGCAAUUUCAAAAAGGAUUUCCUGUCGGUGUUUUUUAAGUGCUUGAAAUUUAACACCAUUUGAAUAUUCUUUGUCGUUUUCCUUUUUCACAGUAUUUUACAACUGGAAUCUAAUCACUGGAGUUUGUUUACCAGAAACAUUAUUGUUGUUUUUUAAACUAUGGAAAGGGUGGUAAUGUUUUAAAAUGGAAACGUCGCUCAAUAAAUGGGUUCACAGUUUAAAAAAAAAAAAAAGUCAAAUAAUACAACUAUUAGGAAUCUUUUGAGAAAUAAACUUUUUUUUCUAACCAAAGUGUCCUGGAAGGAAGUCAUCAUGCUUUUGUAACUGAAUAAAGGAAUAAACUAUG
Cottoperca gobio is the source of this 6754-nucleotide messenger RNA. RefSeq names its product glutamate receptor, ionotropic, AMPA 1a (gene gria1a). Gene Ontology annotation, molecular function: ligand-gated monoatomic ion channel activity. Bases 191 to 2953 code for a protein of 920 amino acids. Lineage: Eukaryota; Metazoa; Chordata; Actinopteri; Perciformes; Bovichtidae. Gene Ontology annotation, cellular component: membrane. The transcript is spliced from 16 exons. The record is from RefSeq and is a predicted model, not a curated record.